AUGGCACAAAACGUAAUCUUAAGAUCAUCAGAUGGAAAAGAUUUCAUUAUUUCAGAAGAAGCAGCAAAACAAUCAGGACUCGUAGAAUCACUUAUGAAAGACAGAGAAAAUGCUGAUGAGCCAGUUCCUAUUUUAAAAGUAGAAGGAGCAGUGUUAGAAAAAGUUAUUCAAUGGUUAUUAUUCCACAACGAACAUCCAUUGAUGUAUCCAGAUUUUGUAAUUGGGGAUAGAGAUAAGAAUGCAGAUCUUCAUCCAUGGGAUGUUAAGUUCUGUGAUGAUUUAGAAAAGGAUAUGUUAUUUGAAAUGCUAAAAGCAGCAACAUUCAUGAAUAUUGAUAUGCUUGUUGAAGCAACUGCCAAGACCAUUGCAAAGAAUUUAAUUGGGAAAACUGUUGAACAAAUGCGAGAAUAUCUUAAUGAAGAAAAUGAUUAUACACCAGAAGAAAUUGAAGAACUUAAGAAGAAAUAUGCUGAUUAA
This is a messenger RNA of Entamoeba dispar SAW760, 477 nucleotides long. Its product is annotated as glycoprotein FP21 precursor, putative. Lineage: Eukaryota; Evosea; Mastigamoebida; Endamoebidae. The record is from RefSeq and is a predicted model, not a curated record. Gene Ontology annotation, cellular component: cytoplasm; nucleus. Gene Ontology annotation, molecular function: cullin family protein binding. The transcript has a single exon. The coding region runs from base 1 to 477 and encodes 158 amino acids. Gene Ontology annotation, biological process: SCF-dependent proteasomal ubiquitin-dependent protein catabolic process.